Molecule: messenger RNA, 5105 nt
Organism: Monodelphis domestica (gray short-tailed opossum)
Lineage: Eukaryota; Metazoa; Chordata; Mammalia; Didelphimorphia; Didelphidae
Gene: PDCL3
Product: phosducin like 3
Biological process (GO): positive regulation of gene expression; angiogenesis; protein folding
Cellular component (GO): cytoplasm
Molecular function (GO): protein folding chaperone; vascular endothelial growth factor receptor 2 binding
Source: RefSeq, a predicted model, not a curated record
CAUGCUCACUAGACACUUCCUUGAUGUGCCAGAUCGAGGCGGCCUUGUCCUCGGCUGGCUAAUUUAGGGAACGCAGCUGCUGGGGGCGUGGUGGUUGCCUGAGAUGGGUUGGGCUAAAAGUGGGCUAGGCUGGCCACGCGCCUGCGCGAUUACAACUGAGGGCUGAGGUCAAAACUGGGACUGAGGAGCAGAAUUCUCUGGCUUAACUGAGGGCUUUGGCGACAAGAUGCAGGAUCCCAAUGCAGACACUGAGUGGAAUGACAUCUUGCGCAAGAAGGGGAUAUUGCCCCCCAAAGAAAGUUUGAAAGAGCUGGAAAAGAAGAGGGAAGAGGAGGAAGAGAAUCACAUCCUUCAGCAAUCAGUAGUGAAAACAUAUGAAGAUAUGACGUUGGAAGAACUAGAAGAAAAUGAAGAUGAAUUUAAUGAGGAAGAUGAGCGUGCUAUUGAAAUGUACAGGAAACAAAGGCUUGCAGAAUGGAAAGCGACUCAAUUAAAGAACAAAUUUGGAGAAGUGUUAGAGAUAUCAGGCAAAGAUUAUGUUCAAGAAGUUACCAAAGCUGGCAAAGACUUGUGGGUAAUUUUGCACCUUUACAAACCAGGAAUCCCUCUCUGUACACUUAUAAACCAGCACUUUAGUGGACUUGCAAGGAAGUUUCCUGAUGUGAAAUUUAUCAAAGCUAUCUCAACGACUUGCAUACCCAACUAUCCUGAUAGGAAUCUGCCCACAAUAUUUGUCUAUCUUGAGGGUGAUAUUAAAGCCCAAUUUAUUGGUCCUCUAGUAUUUGGUGGCAUGAAUCUGAAAAGGGAUGAACUGGAGUGGAAACUUUCUGAAUCUGGAGCUAUCAAAACUGAUCUGGAGGAAAACCCAAAGAAACAGAUUGAAGAUAAAUUGAUGUCCUCAGUCAGGUGCUCUCUCCCAACAAAGAAAGAAAGUGAUUCAGAGGAUGACUAAUUUCCUUAUUUUUGUAUGCCUUUGCUGAACUUUGUUGGAACAGGGAACAUAUCUAAGAAUUUUUUAAACUUAAAAACAGAAAUAAAAUCCUUUUAUUAGAAAAAAAAUUUUUUUAACCUUUUAAAAAUUAAGCUUAAAAUCUAUUAUGUCUCAUAAAUAACGGAUACUGGAUUUCUUAUAAUACAUAGUACCUGAGGUUUUUUAAAGUAAAUGACAAAUUAAUAUAUUGUGGUAAAUAAAUCCAAAUUAUUUCUCACUUAUGUUUUAUGGCAAAUAUACUAAGUGUACAUAUAUUUCCAUGCAAUUAUGCUAUAAAUUGAAUUUGGGGAAUUUUUUUUCUUAUUUAUGAAUAAAUUACACAGCACAUUUUAUCUAUUGGACUUUGUGAACAUGCUAUGGAUUAUUCAUUUCCUUUAUUGUUUGUAACAAGAUUUGAUCUUUACAAGAAUAUAUGACACUUUGCUCUAGAUUGAGAUCUUUGAUCUAAAAUCUCAUUGCAGCUUAUUGUGGAAGUUUUAUUGCUAGACAUGAUGGUUGAAUAUGGUUUUUUACCCACAUUAUUACCCAUGCCUUUUCUUUUCCAUGCUCAGAACAAUUUUGUUGGAAAUUUAUCUUUAGAUAUUCAUUGAACUGAACCUCUAAUCAGCAUUUAAUAUAGUCAUCGAAUUAAAUGGAGAUAAGAAAUUGAAUGUGGGGCCUUUUAGUGUUUGGUGUACUUGUGAUAACUAAAGAUUAGAAAAACAAUUCCUUUUUCAUUCAACCCUGAAAAGUAUAAUCGUUAUUACAGGUUUGAACCUUAAAAUAUGUAUGAUAUCAGGUAAAAUAUGACUGAAAGUAGGUAACAAGCCUGGUGUUUUUCUUAUUUGUGUCAAAAGGUACUUUUUACUUAUUUAAAGGAAGGAUAUUUCAUUAGAAGAGUUACAAAGUUAUAACUCAUUUUCUUUUUAAGAAUAUAUGUCAGUGAAAGAAUUAUUUGUAUAAUUUAUAUAACCAAUUACACAUGUUCAUGUAUGUGGAUCCUUUUAUAACAUGAAACUAGAAGAAAACCCCCCUCAUUUUACAGAUGACAUAAAUACAAAGAAGGGAAGGUCACACACAUGUGAAUCUAAGACCUAAGAUUCAGUCGCAGGCCACCAAUCAUUCUUCUGUUCUGUCUUAUAAGGACACAUUAGCAGCUAAGAAUUGUGCAAGAGAAAUGACAUCAGAGAUGUCAUCGGCGAAGUGUAUGCUCAGAAAGGAAAUUAGGACAUUUUAUGUGGCAGACAGUCUAUUUGCUUCUUUUCUCAGUGCGUUGUCAGUCGAAUUAGAAGAGAAGCCUCAGCAUGUUGGGUGGACUCUCUGGACAGUUUACGAGAGGAUAUGAAUAACAGCUGUGUGGAUGGGUUUGUGAUCAUCUUUGGGAAGGAAUAGCCACCUGUCUAUGAGUUCGCAGAGUCCUUGAUGUAUGGAAGAAGUACUUUUAAAACCUUUAUUUUUUCGUGAGAUCUUAAUCACAUAUUAAAAUGAACAUUGUAUUAUUUUGUGCAUGCCUGGCAGAUCAAUUGAGAGAGGGUUUCUUUUUUUGGUCUGUCUUUUAGUAGAUGACAUUUGAAAGGAAGACCGUGGGAAGAAUGAAGGUGAAAAGUUUGAAUCCUAUUUUGCUUGAGUGCUAUAAUUAAAUUUUACUUCAAAGAAAAGAGUGGGCCACAGUCUGAAAAGGGAACAGCAUUCACAGGGAUAGAAAUGACUGGCUGCAUUGUGUUGUUGGAACCCACAGAGUAUAAUUCGUACGAAUAAUUUGUACUGCUUGCUAUUCUACUUAGAAUUUAGAUAAGUGUGAAAACUGCAUUUCAGUCUCCCUUCUAUUGCUUUUCUUGCCAAUCAUCCUGCACAUCUGAGGUCUGUAGUAAAAAUUAGAUCUCAGUAGGUCUUUGAUCAGUAAGAUCAGUUUGACCAAAUAGCUUAUUAGAAUUCAUGCAAUGUUCUAAUAAGGGGGAUUGAACUUUACUAAUUCAACCAGUUACUAAUACUACUUUUAAACUAAAAUAACUUAUUCAGAUGCCACAUUUUUUUCCUUACAAAAAUUUGUGUUUUGGAUAACUUCCUAAAACUUCAUUAGCUACCAGGAGAACGUGCUUUGCUUACAUAUUCUUUACCAUUUAUAUUACUUCUGUUUAACAUUAUACCAUAUUUUACCCUCACAAUGCUCAGAGAAUUAAAUUUGUUUCCUAGCUAUUUCGACAAAGAAGCAUAUUAACAUUCAGUAUUACUUUUAGGCUCCCUUUUGGUGGUCUAUGGAAAGGUUUUAAUGGAAAAGGGAUGCCAUAAAAGAGAGAAGGAAAUGAUUAUGAAGUUAGCAGGAAAGAUUGUUUCAAACCACUGGGACUAGAGAUAAGUGGGAAAGAUUUUAAGUCUCUUCAUAUUUGAAAAUUACUUUUAUUCAUAUUUCUCACAACAAUCCUUUGAGCUUAGGUUUUAACAUUCAUAUAGAGGAGUCGACUGAGUGGCAACUAAAUUAAAAUUCACUCUCCACCAAAUCUCAGUUCCUUUACUAGCUACAGAGUUUGUAAUGUAGACAGGGCUGUCUCAAUAGGAAAAAAAUUUUAGAACUGUAGUACUAGAUAUAAAAAAAACAGGAAAAAAUGAAGAGUUAUUUCUAAAAACAGGAGUCAUGUUUUAAGAAGUAGUUAGGCUUAUAAUUUCCUUUACCUCCUUUAAAUUAAUAUUUCUUAAAUUAUUUGUAGAGGUAGUAUGAUAUAGCAGAUAGAUAACUGAUCACAGAACCCAGGAGACAAGUUCAAGGUCCACUUCAGUGUGUGUGUGUGUGUGUGUGUGUGUGUGUGUGUGUGUGUGUGUGUGUGUAUCUAUAAAUAGUCUAGGUAGCUAUAAGACUUGCGGGGAAGAUGCCAACCUACACAUUGAGAAUGAGUUUCUCCAGGAUGAAAUGAUUGCUACUUAUGAAAUUACAGGUCAAAUUUCUAUCUUUAAUUAUAUAAUCUACUCUUUCAAGCAAGUACUUUGAAAAUAUACUAGGCUAAUUGUGUUUGAACUAUAGGGCUUGCUUUGGAAAUAUUUUUCUUGCAAAGUAAUUUUGGACUUCUAAUGGAGAUAAUCUGUUACCCAGAAAAGUAAUGAUCUUUUUCAUUUUCCAACAUGAAUUCUUGAUUUACAUUCAUGGCAGGAAAAUUUGCCUCAAGUACAUAUUCUAGUGGAGAUGGUUUUACAGAGAUGCCUGUAUAUUUUGAUUUUUUUUACAAGUCACAUUAUUUCUGCAAUGUAACCUUUUUUUCCCCCUGAACUUUAUACUAUGAAAUGAUAUUUAGUAAUAGGUAGACCCAGGACAGCUUAAUUAUUAAAACAUAAAAAGAACCACCUGUUAAAGCAAAUUCACCUUAAGAGUUAUGCUAGGCCCUGAAAAAAUGUACCCAUAAACUUUUGGUGUAUAGCAUUAUGUCUGAAAUUGUGGGGGGUUAUACCAGAAUUUAGACAUCCAUAGAAAAAUUUUUAAGACACUCAGGGGUUGUGCCAUGACCAGGGUCACAUAGUAUGGGUCAGAGGUAGGACUUGAACUCAGGUCUUCUCUCCAGGACCUGUUCUCUAGCUAAUAUUUCAUGUUUGUUUCCAUUUUGAUAGAGUAUAUUUUUUUCUAUUGAUAUAGUCCUUGCUCAAAAUAGUUUUAGAAUUUUUCCAUGAGCAUUAAUUGCCUUUGAACUUCGUAUUUGUAGCACAUUGUUUUGAAUGUUCUGAAUGUUGGGAAAUAUUUUUUUCCUUUCAGGAUGGAUUUGAUUUUUUAGAGACAGCUUCAAAUGGUUGAGCAAUUCCAUUUUAAUCAAAAACAACAUGUGACUAUUAAGAAUAAGACUAAAUUUCCAGUUAUUAACUGGGUCCAAAGACAAAUGUAGUUCUAGAGCUAGUUUGGGGGAUAUUUUGAACAGUACAAGCAUUAUUAAAAUAAGCAUACAGAACCCAAUGUGACUACUGGCCUAUUCCCAUAUGAGACUGCCUCUACCUCAGUUUCCUCAUCCAUAAUAUGGAGAUGAUAAUAGUAGCACCUCCCAGGUUUUUCAUUUCAUUUAUGAGGAUCAAGUGAGAUAAUAUUUGUACGGUGUCUGGUAUGAAGUAUCUUAAUAAAUGUUCUCUUACUCUCACUUCAAUAAAUAUUAUACUUUAGCCA